Messenger RNA from Megachile rotundata (alfalfa leafcutting bee), 5889 nucleotides. RefSeq names its product germ cell-less (gene gcl). NCBI's taxonomy places the organism in Eukaryota, Metazoa, Arthropoda, Insecta, Hymenoptera, Megachilidae. Gene Ontology annotation, biological process: germ cell development. Gene Ontology annotation, molecular function: protein binding. The record is from RefSeq and is a predicted model, not a curated record.
UGUAAACUAAACAAAUUGAACUUUACAUUAAAAUUUAUUGUUCAUUUAACGAGAGAACAUAUUCAUUUUGCGCAACUCUGCUAACUUUAGUAGGCUCGUUUCUACUUUGAGUUGUCGCACUAUAAUGUGCUUUCAACUCGAUCAGUUAUAUACAGGAUGGACAAAUAUAUGCGAAUAAAGAGAAGAACUGACGAUAUAGAAAAUAUACGAAAUAAAAGAUCAUUGAGUAUAUAGUUUCAGAAUCAUGAAUUUCGCAAACGCGCAUGGGCGUUAUUCUUGGUUACUAAGCGUACACAACCAAUCAAAGCUAACAUGCGCAGAAAGAACAAAAGCUCGUUAUUUGAUGAUUAUGGCCUUGCACGAGAUGAAGAAUAUAAUAAAAUAGAAUGUAAUUAAUGACAUACAUUAUUAUUAUUGAAUAACUUUAAUUAUGAAAAAGUGAAAGAUCUAGUUGAAAUAGACUAAAAAACAUUUUAUUCGCAAAUACUGUUUCAUUCCAUUCUAUCAUACCUUGCAUAUUACGUCACAUGUUUACAUGCUGUGCAUGUACAUGUGUACACAUACUGUAUGUACAACUACAUCGCAACAAAAUAAAGUACUCGUAUAGCUUUCUUCUGAGUACUCGAUAAUAGUGGUUAAUGUAUGAUUCUCUACGUUGAAAACAAUGUUGAGAAUUUUGAGGAAUUCGACAGUAUUAGGAUUUGAAAUUUUCUACAUCUAUUGAAACAUAAAACAAAAUGGGAAGUUACGUGAGCAGAAUUGCAUCAAUGUCAAACAAUGCAGUGCAUUCGGUAUACCGUGGACGUAAACGAAAGUGUAUCGAGGAGGAUGAUUUCGAUUCUGAAUCGGAUUAUAUCGAUCGCACACUUCAAACACCGAAAAAAAGAAAGUUGCUUACAACAGCACAGUACAUAUACAAAACAUUAUUUCAAGAAGAGAAAGGAAGUGAUAUAACUGUGCUUAUGUUAGGAAAAGCAUGGAGAUUACAUAAAGUUUAUAUCAGCCAGAGUCCAUAUUUUGCAAGUAUGUUUUCUGGAUCUUGGAGGGAAGCAAAUGAGACAGUUAUCAGUGUAGAAAUUGCUGAUCCUAACAUUACAUUAGAUUCUCUUUUGACUGUCUUCGGAUCCUUUUAUCAAGAUGAAGUUAGCUUGGAACCAAAAGAUGUAAUAUCAAUUUUGGCUACUUCCACAUUAUUUCAAUUACAAGGAUUAAUUGACCAAUGUACUGACAUUAUGGUAGAAACAACAAAUAUAAAAACAGUUGUUCCUUAUUAUAAUGCUGCUGUAUCUUAUGGUGUACCAGUUGUAAAAACUGCAGCAAAACGAUGGUUAGAAGUUAAUCUUUUGGGAUACGGGUGGUUACACCCAACUUUUUUAAAAGAAAUUACACCAGAUUUAAUGGCCGAGUUGAUCGCUAGUCCUGAUUUAAUAGCCAUGCAAACAGAAUUUUGCAUAUACAUGAUGUUACGUGUAUGGCUAUUUGUUCACAUACACAAUAAAGAAGAAACACUUCAGAUCGACGAGUAUUUUAGGAAUCAUAAAUGGACAAAACCUUUCCUAACAACAGAAGAAGGAAAAGAAUUUGCAGCUCCUUUUAAAGCAUUGAGGAUGAAGUAUCUUUUGUUACAUGACCAAGAUGUUAAAAUUUUAUAUAGUGAUAAUUUAAUACCACAUGAAUGGUUGCACAAUGCAUAUAAAGAACAGUGGUUACAUUUACUAAGAAUAGAUGCGAAUAAAGAUCGAGGACCAAAGCAGAUGAGUGAAGAAGAAUUUGCUCGAGAAUGUUUUCGUUGCGGAAGAUGUAUUGAAAAAGUUGGUGAACAUAUUUGGAGGUGGACAGCAUUUCAUUUUGGUUUAGAUUUGGUGGUAUGCUUGGAUAGUACCACUUUAAGAAUUAAGAGGAAUCACAGAUUAGACACGGACCACAUCAAAGCAAAUCACAGCAAGCACAACAUAAUUUUAAAGAUAAGUCUAAUUUCUCUGGAUGAACAACGUCAAGUGAAACUUAUUCAGAGUUCUGGUAUGCUUAGGUUAUCCCUUCAUAAAAAUGAAGAAAAACAGGUGAUGUCUUUGGAUAAACAACUUACUUAUCCUUUAUAUAUAUCAGUCAACAUGCAAGUGGUCACACCGUUUGUAUCAACCGAAGAAGAAAAAUCAGCCGACAUAGUCAUAUUCUCAGACACUUAGCACUCCGUUCAACAUUUUCUCUCGCUAAACUAAAUCCCAAUGAUAUACGCUUAUUUCAGAUAAUAACUCAAUUGUUCCAAUUAAUUGUUCACUAUGACUAAGCAUUCUACAAUUAACGCUCCUUAAUUCGGAUGACAGAAUUUUUAACGUAAAUUUCGUUACUCAUAAAACAUUUAUAUUUUGAAGAUAUCUAUUUCUAAUUAAAACUUUUAUAAAGUCAAUAGUUUCUAGUCGACCAAACGGAAUCGUAAUAUUAUCACGAUAAGGGAAAUUUUGUUUUACAGUAGAGUCUCGUUAUAUGGUCUUCAACGAAAUUCUAGGUACAGGAAAAAUUAUGAAAAAGGCCAUAUAAAUGGAACUUCUUCGUAAAUCUGAAAUUAUUAAAUUUUUUAUUUUAUAUAUUUGAUCAUUUUGCCAUAUAGCGAGAUUGUACUGUAUUAAUACUCGCUGCAUACUGUAACUUGCAGGUUCAUUUUGUAUAACAUAAAAUCACAUUAGUUUUUUACACGAUUAUAUUAAUGUUAUUAAACAGAAAUUUUGUUUAUAUUUACAGAAAUUUUAAAUCCACAAGAAAAAUUAAAUUCAGUGUUAGAUUAUUUACAGUUGAACAUUAAACUUUUAAAAAAUAGAGUGUCAUAUACAGCAUCACAGUAUUAAAGCCAUUUCAUUUCACACUACUGUUUACGCAUUUAUACAUUUAUAUCAUAAUAAUGACACUAAUAACAAACUAGAAAAAUGAGAGUGUAUUGUUGAAUUCAGAGACACGCUGAUCGAGUGGUUUUGUGUCUUCCAGCCAGUCAUCGAAACGUCGACCUUCGUGCCUUGUGAAUAUUAAUCAGGAAACAAAAAAUAUUACAUGGAAACAAAUGCAGAUAUUUUUUUUACUGUUAAACAGUAGAAAUUUUUAUACAGAACUUUUAAUUUUAGAAAUGUCUAUUACAUAAUAAUAAUCGUUUCAAUUGAAACGAUCGUGUUAUUAACGUUCCUUUGAUUCUAUAAUCAAUCUAUUUUAUAUGGUGCUAUUGUCUAAAACGCGUGAAAUUUUAUGAUUUACUUAUUAUGUAGAGAUUAUACAUAAGAAGCUACUUAUAAGGGAAGUAUGUAACAGAAAGUAUAACUUUCGGAACAUCGAUAUAGUUCAAAUUUAACAUAAUUAUAAGGGUCCUAAAAGUAAUGGGUUGAUAGUUAGUGUAUGAAUUUUCCCUUCAUUUUGGGAAUAAAAUUGCACACUAAAAUUAUGCAGACCCAUUACUUUCCGUGUCUUCUGUAAUUGUAUUAAAUUUAGACUAAAUUGAUGUUUCAAAGGUAGUGCAUUCCCCUUUUUAUCUUAGUUAUUAAGAUUUUUCUCCAAUUAAUAUGUGCUGCCAGCUUUACAUUAACUACCUAUCCAAGAAAUGUGUGUUCUGCAUAGUAUUUGUGGCAUUUAUAAAUCCAUUUCUUACCUUUGUUAUUUUGCAAUCAUUAUUAAGUAUCAUUUAUCAUGAACGCAUUAUUUUAUAUUAUUGUGUACAUCCUGGAACACAUUACUAAUGAACGCAUCACGCGCAUAAUCAUUUCCGUUGUACUGAAUUAAUUAUAGAUGAAGGUUAUAUGAAUCACUGAUAUAUCUAAAAAAAAACAGCAUUUAUUUAUGUUCACUAACAUCAAAAUCAUUAAAUAACAAACUAAAUUGUAGUAUAGCUUUGAUAUAACAUUGAGGGAACAAUGUACUUUACCUGUAUAAUUAUAAUAUCUAUAGGAUCAAUCUAAAUUGAAAUCUUUUUCUUUUGACAUUAUUUUAUUUAAAUUACUAUCUAGACGACGACAAAUCAAUAUUAUCAGAAUUUCAUAAAAAAUAAUUGAGAGUCCCUAAUGUAUAUGGAGUUCCAUUUUGAUUUUUUUUCUGUUUGAUUUUUUGUAACCAUUCAACACUUUAUUGGCAGAAUAUUCUCUGUACAUAGUGAUCGAUGUGUACAAUGCAAUAUUAACAUUAGAUGACAAUAAAUAUAAUAAAACAGAACAAAUUUGAAGUAAUCUCUUGAUACCUGGGAUAAAUUGUCAAUUAAAUGCAAUUAUAUGUCGAUGACAUUCUUUGUUCUUUUCUCGAUAUGCUUGAACAGGGAGGGCAGUGAUGCCAGUAGUUUUAUUCAAUUAAAAUGUGACGGAUGAUUAUGGACGAAUGAUAUGUACGAAGCGGAUUUCACUUCUUACAAAUUUGAAACGGGUACACGCAGAAGUAGUUUCGUUACAUUCCACUUCGUCUUGGGGGCGCAACAUUCUUUAACCAAGUUGCACGUUAGAAGGAAGAAGAGAUCGAAAAUGUAUCGGUAUUGUUUUUCUUUAUUCUUCAGGCGUCAUAGUUUCUAUGAUCAUUAUAAAUUAUAAUUACAUUUAUUUGGAAGCAUAUCAACGAAAAAAUAUUUCGAUGGUACCUGCCUAUAGAUCAAGGAUCUGUCGAUAAUCCAAUGCGUCGAGUUAAAUCGAAGAAAGCCCGAGAAAAUGAGGUUGGCUCGAAUCUCGAAUCGAAUCAAAACAAAUGUUGAGAAUCAAAUUUACAAAUUUUCGAAUUUGGAAGACAACUGGAUAUCGUUAUUUUUGAAUAUCGAAUUGAACAUUGCGAGAAUUCGUUACAACCCAUUCGAUUUUCUCAUAUUUCAUUCGAAAUAGUCGAAUUUCAAUCUAUUCGACUUUACUUAACCCGACUUUAACUUGAAACAUCCAUGCUAUAGACAAAGAAAUUCAAUAUAGGCAUAUUUGAAGUUAGUAGAAAUGUGCGGGUAAUCGGAAUAAUGGGUUCGGAUUGAAUCGGAAAAUGUCGGACAAGAUCGGAAGUCCGAAAGUAUUAAGCUCUCAGAUUUCAAACCGAUGAAUCAAAUUACACGCACAUCCCUAAUUAUAAGAAUUAUAUACGGUAAAAAUUGCGACACAUAGAACUUUUAACAGAACGUGUACCGAAAGGAUGCGAAUCAGUAAUUUCAGAGAUUACAAACUUCGCGUGCUCCCCCGCAGUUAAAACAGAAAUGGAUUUUAGAUGGCCAAAUUAUCUCAAGUUUAUGUUGAUAUUAAUCAUCUUGAUCCAUUACUCUUCCACUCCAUACGAUGUCAAAACGUUUACCAUCGUUCCAUCAUGCAUUUUAUCACGAUCAAAUAAUAAUAACAAUAAAAAUAUUAACAAUGAUGACAAUAAUAAUUAUGUUGAUUCAGUAACAUUAGUUGUAGUAACAUCUGAGUAAUCGUACUUCUGAUAGCAGGACUUACAUAUAGAUUGUGCGUUCCGUGAGAGGGUUAAAGUUGACACACAUGAGAGAGAGUAAUAAUCGUGGUCGUUUCCUCUCUGUUUAAUACAGGCAUAUCCAAAGUUGUCUCUCCUAAGCAUCCUCUCUAUCAUUCGUCGUUAUCAAUAUAUGAAGAUUUGACUACAUCUUUUAAAGGAGGCUUAUGGCAGCCUCCUGAACAUUUCUCUAAUCACAUGUGCUUACUGUACACAUUGUACACACAUGCGUUCUGUGCGCGAAAACAGUUUGAACAGGAAACCGACGCGCUUUUAGAGGGGCGCCAUGAUUGAAUAGGCGUGGCCUAAUACGCGAGUAGGUGGGGGGACACGCAUGCGUGCGGUGCCCUUACCCUUUCCACAGCCUCUUUCUCCCCACCAUUUGUGAUGUGUGGGUACAGGAGAAUCACCACUGAAUUAUCUCUAUCCUUUGGUGUCAACUUCAACUCUUUC